GCAGAAAAAAAUCGCACUGGAUGGCUGGAACCGUUGCCUGGAAAUCAGACGCCCUGUGAACGCCAUCUUGGCUCUAAAGUCAGCAGAGCAUUAAGUGUGGGUCGUGCGCGCGGGGCCAUUUUGGCUCACCAGGUUCUUGGGCCACACAUUUGUGGAACUCGGAGCGACUGCCAGCAUCCGACUAACGGUGGACGUAACGUUUGAUGUGUUGGAGGCAAUUUGGGGGUUAAGAAGCACAUACGGCGUCUCCAUCGGCGUUGUGAUCGACCCAAAAGUGGAGAUUUUCUGCUUAGGUUGGGGGAGCGGAAUUUCCCAAAUGAUACUUUGGGUAGGGUAAACCGUCUGAGAUACUGGGCGUACACAGUGCAAUCAAGACAGGAGUCCACCGGCGAUUGCAUCGUCAGCUAGCCCAUUAACCUAGAAAGCUAAGCAUUUUGGACAGCUACGUUAGCGUGCGGUGGAGCUCAGCACCGUGGUCCGAACUGGAAGUCUGGUUGUUUUUUGAUGAUGGAGUCAAACACUUCCCACUACAAUUCGAUGCAAUAAUGCGGAUUCGAGUCAUGCAACUGUUUCCCUGCAAAGGAGGAAAAUCUCCAACCCUUGCGGUCUGGUCUGUGGUUCCUGUUGAGCUAGCCCGCUAGCUGGCUAGCCCACUCACCGGGAUACCAGGACAGUACCAGAGAAGGUGGGGCGGGCGAACUUGGACGCUUUUAUCUUCAUCCCAUUUGGGUCAUACGUUCUCCACUGCCUUUGAGCUGUCAUAGAAACACCUCCGUUAAUUAAGCGUGCAGAUCUUAAACUAUUGUGAAGCGUCUAUUUGUGGAGCUCCCCGCGUUUGCCUUUGGACCAUGGCGGACGACGACGUGCUUUUUGAAGAUGUCUACGAGUUAUGUGAGGUGAUUGGCAAGGGACCUUUCAGUGUGGUACGCCGCUGCAUUAACAGGGACACGGGCCAGCAGUUUGCUGUGAAGAUCGUCGAUGUGGCCAGCUUCACCUCCAGCCCCGGCCUCAGCACUGAAGAUCUGAAGAGAGAGGCCAGCAUCUGCCAUAUGCUGAAACAUGCGCACAUCGUGGAGUUGCUGGAAACUUACAGCUCAGAUGGCAUGCUUUACAUGGUGUUUGAAUUUAUGGAUGGAGCUGACCUCUGUUUUGAAAUUGUGAAGAGAGCUGACGCUGGGUUUGUGUACAGUGAGGCUGUGGCCAGCCAUUACAUGAGGCAAAUUUUGGAGGCACUUCGCUACUGCCACGACAACAAUGUAAUACACCGUGAUGUCAAGCCCCACUGUGUGUUACUGGCAUCCAAGGAGAACUCUGCUCCAGUCAAACUGGGAGGCUUUGGAGUGGCAAUACAACUGGGAGAGUCGGGCCUCGUUGCUGGAGGUCGUGUUGGCACUCCCCACUUCAUGGCUCCAGAAGUUGUCAAGAGAGAGCCGUACGGCAAGCCAGUGGAUGUGUGGGGAUGCGGGGUGAUUCUUUUCAUCCUCCUGUCUGGCUGCCUGCCUUUCUAUGGUACAAAGGAUCGCCUUUUUGAGGCUAUCAUCAAGGGAAAGUACAAGAUGAACCCACGGCAAUGGGCCCACAUCUCUGAGAGUGCCAAAGACCUGGUGAGACGCAUGUUAAUGCUGGACCCCGCAGAAAGGAUCACCGUUUACGAGGCUCUCAACCAUCCAUGGCUGAAGGAGAGGGACAGGUACGCCUACAAGAUCCACCUGCCUGAAACGGUGGAACAGCUGAGGAAAUUCAACGCCAGGAGGAAGCUGAAGGGUGCAGUGCUGGCUGCUGUGUCAAGCCACAAGUUUAAUUCGUACUACGGCGACCCUCCUGAGGAGCUCCAUGACUUUUCAGAUGACCCAACCUCCUCAGGACUGCUAGCUGCAGAAAGGGCAGUAUCGCAGGUAUUGGACAGUCUCGAGGAGAUUCACGCUUUGACAGACUGCAGCGAGAAAGAUAUGGAUUUUCUCCACAGUGUCUUCCAGGAUCAACAUCUCCACACCCUGUUAGAUUUGUACGACAAAAUCAACACCAGGUCGUCACCACAGAUUCGAAACCCUCCCAGUGAUGGAGUGCAAAGAGCCAAAGAGGUGCUGGAGACAGUCUCCUGCUAUCCAGACAACACGGAGGCCAAGGAGCUCAGAAGGAUCCUCACGCAACCACACUUCAUGGCUCUGCUCCAGACACAUGAUGUGGUAGCCCAUGAGGUUUACAGCGACGAGGCGCUCAGAGUAACCCCCCCACCCACAUCCCCUUACCUGAACGGAGACUCGCCAGACAGCGCCAACGGAGACAUGGACCUGGAGAACGUUACCAGAGUCCGCCUGGUGCAGUUUCAGAAGAACACGGAUGAGGCCAUGGGCAUUACGUUGAAAAUGAAUGAGCUCAACCAUUGCAUCGUGGCUCGAAUCAUGCAUGGUGGAAUGAUUCAUCGGCAAGGGACGUUGCAUGUCGGAGAUGAAAUCCGAGAGAUUAACGGCAUCAGUGUUGCCAAUCAAACUGUGGAACAGCUCCAAAAAAUGCUUAGAGAAAUGAGGGGAAGCAUCACAUUCAAGAUAGUACCCAGUUACCGGUCCCAGUCUAAGUCUUGUGAGAACGAGUCACCAGAUUUGCCUCAACAUUCGGCUGCUAAUGGUCACGCAAGUGUCACCAGCUCCAUCCUGGAUCUGCCAGCAACAAUUCAGCCCAAACCUCGACAGAUCUAUGUUCGUGCUCAGUUUGAGUAUGACCCGACAAAAGAUGACCUCAUACCUUGUAAGGAAGCAGGCAUUUGCUUCAGGGUGGGUGACAUCAUUCAGAUUAUCUCCAAGGAUGACCACAAUUGGUGGCAGGGAAAGCUUGAGAAUACCAAGAACGGUACGGCGGGCCUUAUCCCUUCCCCCGAGCUGCAGGAGUGGCGUGUGGCAUGUAUUGCUAUGGAGAAGACCAAGCAGGAGCAGCAAGCCAGUUGUACCUGGUUUGGCAAAAAGAAGAAACAGUAUAAAGACAAGUACUUGGCCAAGCACAAUGCAGUGUUUGAUCAACUAGAUCUGGUGACAUAUGAGGAAGUGGUCAAGCUCCCUUCCUUCAAGAGGAAAACGCUGGUUUUGCUUGGUGCGCACGGAGUUGGCAGGCGGCAUAUCAAGAACACGCUUAUCACGAAACAUCCAGAACGCUUUGCCUACCCCAUCCCUCACACGACUCGGCCUGCGAAGAAGGAUGAGGAAAAUGGAAAGAACUAUUACUUUGUAUCUCACGAGCAGAUGAUGCAGGACAUCAGCAACAAUGACUACCUGGAGUAUGGCAGUCACGAGGAUGCCAUGUACGGAACCAGGCUGGAGACUAUUCGUCAGAUUCACGCUCAGGGCAUGAUCUCCAUUCUUGAUGUUGAGCCACAGGCACUAAAGAUUCUCAGAACCGCCGAGUUUGCUCCCUACGUCGUCUUCAUCGCAGCUCCCACGAUCACACCAGGCCUGACGGAGGAUGACUCGCUGCAGCGGCUCCAGAAAGAGUCGGAGAUGCUUGAGCAGACGUACGCUCACUACUUUGACCAGACCAUCAUCAACAACGAGAUAGACGACACCUUGCGCCUGCUCGAGGAGUCUGUGGAGCUGGCGUGCAACACCCCUCAGUGGGUCCCUGUAUCCUGGGUGUACUGACAUCGUGACAGCAGAGGCUCGGCUUGCUGAGACGUUCAAAGCUCCUCCUGAAGGGACGUGUGAGGCCUGCGCAGACACCUGGAAUGUCGUACGAUCAAAAUCCCGUGUUUGUAGAUGAAGCUAUAAUUGGACAAGAAAUAACGGUGCCACCUCAUGAAGACUCCACUCUGGCCCUUUUUCCUCUUUCAAUGGCCUUGAAGGCCUUAACGUGUACAUAUAUACAUAUCUAUCUCAAAUGAUAUCAAUGCUAAAAGAUGUUAGAUGAAAGCUGUUUUGUCCUUACAUAGUUUAAGGCUGUGUGGGGUGUGGUCUAUAUUUUGUACAUUUCUUUUCAACGUAAUGGGUGACUGAUAACGCUGAGACGGCAAUAGUAAGUAUGCCUUGAAGCGGGUGCCGCGUGGGCCCUCAAAGGCACUCUUUGUGGAACCCAUGUGUUGAAAGCAGUUGAACUUUGAAGCACAUCAGAAGCUGCCAUAUGUGCACAAGUCAGUCGCCGGACACCAAACCCAACAAAAAGCACAGGAAACUUGGCAGUUUCGUUUUCCCAACCUCUUAUUUAUGCCACCAUUUUGUCCAAUGGAGCACGUGUCGCGUAGGCAACUCGCCUCUCGUAUCCCGUAACUUGUCUCUCCCAACCUCGCAUUUGUUUACAUCAGAAUUUGCACAAAAAGGACAAUGUAGAUCACAUUGUCGACUCACGCGUUUUGGUGUGCUCGUACGGAGCACCAUCGGUGACCCUGCAGGUACAACUAGCACGCAAGUGGAAGGCAAAAAGAUGAGGCAAAGUUGAAGUAAACUUUGCGAGAGACUUGGGGAAGAGGUUUGUAACAUCUAUGCACACCCCCAGUUUCUCUUGAGCAGAUCACCAAGGCCAUUUUUCCCCUCCACACUAACUGUUAUUAUUACUUGUGUGUCAGGAGUCAUGCCUGUGCUAUAGAAGAGGGUCAAACUUCACAUAGGUUGGACGUAUCAAAUGUUAGAGCCGAUGUUUUGGAACCGAACAGUUGUUUAUUUAAAAGAAGAAAAAAAACAAAGACAAGUAUUCUUGUUUUGAGAGUGAGUAAACAAGUCAAAAUUUUAUGUGUAAAUGUUUCAAUGGUGAGUAUGUCGUUUGCGUGAACAACAGAGAGCCAGUGUUUAAUAAUGUUGAAAAGAUGCUCAGUGAGUAACACGCGUCGCCAGAAGUAGCACAAUGCUUUCCCGUCACGAGUGACAUCGUCAUGAUUAUUUUUGAGUACAGUUGCUUUUGUGCCUCUUACAGUGUUCUCAUUUUAACUUGUGUAAAUGACUUCUGUCCAAAGCAGCUCUUGUGGAUGACAUGUUUUUUUUUGUUUUGUUAUUUCAUUUUGUAAAGAAAAAAAUACAUACAGUAUCUUGAAUUGAAUGCGUGAAAGCAAAGCGACUUGGUUUCCUUGUGGUUGUGGCUGUUUCGCAUUCCAUGUUGCUGAAAGAAACGGCUGCAAAUGUUGCUGUGCGUGAUCAAAUUUGAAUUCCCUCUCUGCUCCUUUUGUCAGUGGGGUGAAACACUGCCGUGAUCCAGGGAAGAUUGCACAGUCUUGUGGAGAAUAAAUCUUGAGUACGAAAGACAUUAUUUUACAAUUAUGGGUGUUGGCAUUUACAGAAUCUUAAAUAACAUGCAGUGGCAACACUUGCCCAUGCGAGGUAUCACAUCCUGCGUUCACACCGGACGUGUUUUUAACUACAGUAUUGGCACCAAAUGAUCCCACACAGAGAACAAUGCAGCGGUAGUGCAAAAGGGAAGUGGGCAAAGGGCAAGGCGGGUGUACCGAAAGCCCUGACAUUGUACUUUUUGCACAUGAUUACAUCUAAAGUUCUACCAAAAAAAAGUACACAAUACAAAACAAUACAUGUCAAUGUUAAAGCAAUGCCUGCUGUAAGAAAAUGUUAUUUCAAUAAAUGCAUAACAGCACAAAAUAUUUUAUUUAUUCGUUAAAAAUGGAUAAUAGAAAUGUCCUUUAGAAAAAAAAGUCCCCCCUUGCUCAAAUUAAGAAAAACCGAGCCAACAUGACAAAAUGGCAUGACAGCUGUGUAGCCAAAGCCAAUCAGAGGCCAGCAUUCUAGACAGCAAAUGAAAGACGAGCUAAACGUCCUGUGGCACUCCUGAGCUUUUCAAUCCAUUCUACAACAAAGACUUCAAAGAUGAGCGAAGGAGGUGGUUUAUUUUCUCAGCAUAUUUGCAUUUACUUCAUUUCACCUGUCGAGUGUAAUUUACGUGUACCAAGUAUGACUGUGCAGCGCACAAUAACCAACCACAGGUAAUACCAAUUCACCGAUUGUCUGAUUGAGCAGCGGCAUUUUUCUUCGAUCUACCGCAAAAAGAAAGGACACUUAUUUGACAGGAUGCAAAAUAUAUCAUCCAUCCAUCCAUUCUCUAAUCCGUUUAUCCUCAUAAGGGCGUGCUGGAGCCGAUCCCAGCUGUUUUCGGCGGGCUACACCCUGAACUGGUCACCAGCCAAUCACGCGGCACACCUUGACAAACAAAACAAUCACACCCAUGGACAAUUUAGAGCAGUGGUUCUUAACCUGUGUUCGAUCAAACCCCUGUCUCUGUCUCAGGGGUUGGACGCAGCGUCUGCCAUGGAGGUUCAGGCACACCCGACCCGGAGAAAGCCCCCACAGGUACGGGGGGGAACAGGCAAACUGCACAGGAUGGCCGGACCUGAAAUCUAAUCUUGCACCUCUGCAUUGUGAGGCGAAUGUACCGCCCCACUUAAUAUUGAUAUUAUUAUUAUAUUUUAUCAUUACUUGUUGAGUGCCCUGCUGGACCACAUGCUGCGCCCUAAUAACUGAUGGACUCUGCUCAUUGAGUCGUUUGUUCUGUGGUCAUGCAUUAAACGGAAGCAGAAACCAGCCAUGUGCUAUCCAGGCACUCAAGUGCCUCCAAGGAUGAUGAUUUUCCUCAAAGGCCUACAGUUUCCUGCCCUACGUAAAUAAUCUAUGCUAAUAGGGAGAAAGAAAUUAAAUUUGACGUUUGAAAAUGAAUAUAUAUGAAGCCAGCACAUGUCUGGGAAGCAGUCUUUGCAGGGGAAAAAAAACCCCUGAGGUUUUCCACUUUGUUGACUUUCUCCCAUUUUUUUCUGAUGCUGCGUUUCAAAAUAAAAGGCCUCUGCAUUUGUUA
This is a messenger RNA of Hippocampus zosterae (dwarf seahorse), 6768 nucleotides long. Its product is annotated as peripheral plasma membrane protein CASK-like. Gene Ontology annotation, biological process: protein phosphorylation; regulation of neurotransmitter secretion. NCBI's taxonomy places the organism in Eukaryota, Metazoa, Chordata, Actinopteri, Syngnathiformes, Syngnathidae. The record is from RefSeq and is a predicted model, not a curated record. Gene Ontology annotation, molecular function: protein kinase activity; ATP binding; signaling receptor binding. Gene Ontology annotation, cellular component: basolateral plasma membrane; plasma membrane; cell-cell junction. The transcript has 27 exons. Bases 849 to 3629 code for a protein of 926 amino acids.